Molecule: messenger RNA, 1724 nt
Organism: Ictalurus punctatus (channel catfish)
Lineage: Eukaryota; Metazoa; Chordata; Actinopteri; Siluriformes; Ictaluridae
Product: E3 ubiquitin/ISG15 ligase TRIM25-like
Exons: 6
Coding region: 57-1724 (555 amino acids)
Molecular function (GO): protein binding; zinc ion binding
Source: RefSeq, a predicted model, not a curated record
AGAGAAAUAGAAACUAAUCUCUGAGUGCCGCACUUUCUCUCUCAGUGUGUGAGUGCAUGAAAAUGGCAGAGGCUCGUAUUUUAGAUGAUCACUUUUCAAUAGGUCAGUUCAGCUGUCCAGUGUGUCUGGAUCUCCUGAAGGAUCCAGUGACUACCCCCUGUGGUCACAGUUACUGUAAGGUGUGUAUUAAUGGUUUCUGGGAUGAGGAGGAUGAGAAGGAUGUCUACAGCUGUCCUCAGUGCAGAGACACUUUCACUCCGAGGCCUGUUCUACACAGAAACAACAUGCUGGCCGAAGUUGUGGUGAAACUGAAGAAGACUGAAGUCCAAGCUGCUUCUCCUGCUCACUGUUACGCUGGACCUGGGGAUGUGGAGUGUGAUUUAUGCAUCGGGAAGAAACGCAAAGCCGUCAACUCCUGUCUGAUGUGUCUGGCUUCCUUUUGUGAAACUCAUCUUAAACGUCACCUUGAACUUCCUGCUUUAAAAAAGCACACAUUAAUCGAAGCCUCUUCAAAACUCCAAGAGAAUAUCUGCUCUCAACACGACAAACUGAUCGAGAUCUACUGUCGUACUGACCAAAGGUGUAUUUGUUCUUUGUGCAUGUUGGAGAAUCACAAAGCACACGACGCUGUAUCACUUUCAGCAGAGAGAACUGAGAAACAGAGUGAGUUAAAGAAGGAGCAGAUGAAAUCCCAGCAGAGAAUCCAGGAAAAGCAGAAGAAGGUGCAGGAGCUGAAACAGGCUGUGAACACGAUUAAGUCCCAUGCUCAGACAGCAAUGAAGGACAGUGAGAGGAUCUUUACUGAGAUGAUCAGCUCCUUGAAGAAAAAGCGCUCAAAGGUGACGGAGCUGAUCAGAGCUCAGGAGAAGGCUGAACUGAGUCGAGCUGAACGACUCCUGGAGCAACUGGAGCAGGAGAUCACUGAUCUUCAGAGGAGAGUCACUGAGCUGGAGCAGCUUUCACACACACACGAUGACAUCCACUUCCUCCAGAGUUUCCGGUCCUCUGUGUCUGUACGUGAGGAUUCACCCAGCAUCACUGUCCAUCAACAUCUCUCAUUUGAUGGAGUGAGGAAUUCUCUCUCAGUUCUGAAGAAGCGAUUCAAGGAAUUCUGUGAGGAGGAAUUCAACAAAAUCCCUCCACAUGCUGCAGCAGUUCAGAAGAUUUCACUCUCAAAGUUAAAGAGCAGAGAAGAUUUUCUGAAAUGUUUCUGUUAUCUGACUCUGGAUCCCAACACGGCAAAUCAUUACCUCAUUCUGUUUGAGAAGAACAGAGUGAUGACUUUCGGUGUGAAAAAUCAGCAGUACUCUAAUCAUCCAGAGAGAUUUGACUUCUAUAAGCAGGUGUUAUGUAAGGAGAGUGUGUGUGGACGCUGUUACUGGGAGGUGGAGUGGAGCCGUGAUGUGGACAUCUCAGUCUCAUAUAAAGGCAUCAGGAGGAAAGGAGAGGGUAAUGAGUGUGGGUUUGGACUCAACAAUCAGUCAUGGAGUCUGCGGUGUUCUUCUUCUUCUCUCUCUUUCUAUCACAACAACAUUAAAACUGAUCUCAGAGGUCCAUCAUCCUCCAGAAUAGGAGUGUAUGUGGAUCACAGUGCAGGAAGUCUGUCCUUCUACAGCAUCUCUGACACGAUGAAGCUCCUCCACAGAGUCCACACCACAUUCACUCAACCUCUAUACGCUGGGUUUGGGGUUUGGGGACAUGUGAGUUUGUGUGACCCAAAAUAA